Messenger RNA from Ricinus communis (castor bean), 2006 nucleotides. RefSeq names its product rust resistance kinase Lr10. Gene Ontology annotation, biological process: protein phosphorylation. The record is from RefSeq and is a predicted model, not a curated record. The coding region runs from base 85 to 1875 and encodes 596 amino acids. The transcript is spliced from 3 exons. Gene Ontology annotation, molecular function: ATP binding; protein kinase activity; polysaccharide binding. NCBI's taxonomy places the organism in Eukaryota, Viridiplantae, Streptophyta, Magnoliopsida, Malpighiales, Euphorbiaceae.
CUCAAUAAAUCACAGAAGAGAGUCAAAUCUACAUUUAUUGAGCAACAACAAAGCUGCUAACCUCAGACCAAUUAAUCCUUGGAAAUGGAUCUCUCUUUCAGUGGCUUGUUGAUACUAGUACUUGUAAACUAUGCUGUAGGCCUUAAUGAGUGCCAAGAAUCAAGAUGUGGGAGACAUGGACCAAUCAUCCGAUUUCCAUUCCGCCUCAAGGACAAACAACCAGACCGUUGUGGCUAUCCUGGGUUUGCACUAUCUUGCCAGAGUCAUCGUCCAUUGCUGGAGUUGCCAAAUUCGGUGAAACUUUACGUUGACAAAAUUGAUUAUGCAUCUCAGUAUAUUUUCACAUCUGAUCCAAACAAAUGCCUUCCUAGACACCUCUUAAACUUCAGCUUCAGUUUAUCUACUAGUCCUUUCCAGUUUAUGGAUGAGUCUCGGUAUAAUGUUUUCUUCUUCAAUUGUACAUCAAUGGAUAGAGAAAUGCUUCUGCAGAUGCGUUGCCUUAGUAGUCCUGGCUAUGAUAUUUAUGCUUUUACAUCCGAUUAUCCCCUCAGUUUCGUGUACCUGGCACACUGCACCAAGAUGUUCAAUAUUUCAUCAAUUUCGAAUGAGAUGAUUGAUGGGGCAAAUUUUCUGCGCUUGAAUUGGUCGAAGCCAGAAUGUGGAUUUUGUGAAAGUCAAGGCAAGUUCUGUAGAUUGAAGAAAAACAGCACAUAUGAAACGGAAUGUUAUGACAAGCCUAUACCUAAACCAACUGCUCAAGGCAUCAAAACAAAGUUGAUGGCCACAGGUAUAACACUAGGUCUAUUUCUUCUGGUAGUAGUGGCGUUUGCCCUCUACCGAAUCUACAACAAUCACCAAGCAGAAGAAGAACAUCAAUCAAGGAUUGAAAAGUUUCUGGAGGAUUACAAGGCUCUCAAACCCACAAGGUAUUCAUACGCAGAUAUAAAAAGGAUUACAAAUCAAUUUAAAGAUAAGUUAGGGCAGGGAGCAUAUGGAACAGUGUUUAAAGGAAAGCUUUCCGAUGAGAUAUUUGUGGCUGUAAAGAUCCUCAAUAACUCAACAGGAAAUGGGGAAGAGUUCAUUAAUGAAGUUGGAACCAUGGGAAACAUCCACCAUAUCAAUGUGGUCCGUUUGAUUGGCCACUGUGCAGAUGGAUUUAGGAGAGCUCUAGUUUAUGAGUACCUACCAAAUGAAUCCUUGGAAAAAUUUAUAUCUUCAGGUGAUGGUAAGAAUCUUUCUCUCAGUUGGAAGAAGCUUCAAGACAUUGCUGUUAGCAUAGCCAACGGAAUUCAGUAUCUGCACCAAGGGUGUGAUCACCGAAUCCUACAUUUCGACAUCAAGCCUCAUAAUAUCUUGUUAGACGAGAAUUUCAAUCCUAAAAUUUCAGAUUUUGGCCUGGCCAAGUUAUGUUCAAAGGAUCAGAGUGCUAUUUCAAUGACUACUGCUAGAGGGACAAUGGGCUAUAUUGCACCUGAAGUCUACUCUAGGAACUUCGGAAAUGUGUCAUAUAAAUCAGAUGUUUACAGUUUUGGAAUGGUGUUGCUUGAAAUGGUUGGAGGAAGGAAAAACAAUGAUGUAACAGUAGAGAACGACAAUCAGGUGUACUUCCCAGAACGGGUAUACAAGCAGUUGGAUGAAGGAGAAGAGCUGAGAAUCAGAUUAAAGGAAGAAGGAGACGCAGAAAUAGUAAAGAAACUAACAAUUGUGGGUCUUUGGUGCAUUCAGUGGCACCCUAUCGAUCGUCCAUCAAUGAAAAGUGUAGUUCAAAUGUUAGAAGAAGAUGUAAACAAAUUAACAAUGCCUCCUAAUCCUUUUGCCUCUAGAGGUCCUACAGCAAUGUCUGGGAAGCAUGUUCACCAAGAGUUUUGGCUUUGAAUUUUGAAGCAGACUGAUUAUAUCAUGUACGUUAAUCCACCAAAAAAGAAUAUUAUAAAUAUUAUUUGAUCUUGUAUUGUUUUGGUGGGCAAUAAAAACGCAAAGAAGAGAAAAUAAGCUUAUGAUACUGA